AUGAAGUCUUCUAAACAUGGAGCUCAGAAACAGCGCCACAACCCAGUGGACAGCAUCUGCAGGAAGAUCAAAUCCAUCCAAAUGAUGGACCAAGUCUCCAACCCGGCCUUGCAGAUACCAAAAUUUCAGUCCCAGAACUUUGACAGCCCUCAGAGCAAUAUGAAAAAAAAUGUGGAAGAAAUACUGAAAGGGAGAAGCUGCAGUAGUGGUGGGAGCACUUGCUCGCCCUUGGUCUGCCCUGGCAGCAGCAGCGUUUUCUCUGUGCCCUCGCCGGGUCUCGGGGCCAGCUCCAAGCACCAGACUGCAAACAGAACCUAUUCCAUGCUGGAGGGCAGUGAGAGAUCCAGCAGCUCCUGGGUGCCUUCUUCUCCUGUGGGGAGCUCUUCUCCAUUCCACUUUGGAGCCAGGGAGGCCAAUGUCCAGGGCAAGCCGUGUGCUUCAGCAAAUGCUGAACCCCAAGAUGUGCGGCCCAAGCAGAAGUAUCUGACAUCAAGUCCCAAUUUAUGUUUCUUCACAUCAGAAAAAAAGCCAGGAAGUGCUGUGGUCCAGCUUCCUGUGCCAAGGGCAUUUCCUUCAAGUGAAACAGGAAAGAGGCAGCCUGUGUGGUACAAAGGUGACAAUAUGUGCGACAUGAGCUUGAUCUGUAACGAGAACCUGCUGACCACCAUCUUCUGGGCAUGUGACAGCCACCACACAGGGAAAGUGGCAGUGUCUGAGAUAAUCAAUUAUUUGAGACAUACGACCAGUCGGGACUCAGAGGACAGUGGUCUUGAGGAGCUCUGCAACAAGCUUGACCCAGAGCACAAAGAUAUCUCCAUGGACCUGGAAACCUACCACGCCGUCAUGGGAGAGUGGAUUGAAGACCGUAACAGAAAAUGGGAAGAAGGUGCUACUGAGAAAUCAUCAUCAAGCACGGAAGACUUGGAAUCUCAAGUACCUAAAAACAUCUCUAAAGCUGACAAGUCACAUGUCCAGAUGAAUGUAACCUCAGGAAGCCUGGAGGCCUUUGGGGGUGAUGUGUCUAAAGGAGACAUGGAGACCUCUGACUUGAUAACCUGCCUUGCGGAUCUGCAGUACAACAACCAGAAGCUUCAGGAAGAGAGCAACAAGCUGAAGCUCACCCUGGAAGCUUUGGAUGAGACCAACGGCAAGCUCCUGGCAGAUAAUGAGCAUCUAUGUCAACAAUUAAAAAGCCUCCAGCACUCUGUAUUGAAAAUGAAAUCCCUGGAAGAAGAGCUAGAGGAAGCAAGAAACAACCUGAACGUGUCAGAAGAGGAAAGAAAGCAGAUUCUUUGCCACAACAGACAGCUAGAAAAAGAAAAUCGGUCUCUCAAUAGCAAAGUUACUUCUCUCCAGGAAGAGAUUAUUAGGAAUAGCAUGGACACCAAUGGGCUGCAAAAGAAGAUUUUGGAGCUGUCUAAAAAUGCAGCAGAGCUUCAAAUCCAAGCUCGUAUCUAUGAGAGCACUGUGGCCAAUAAAGAGGCAAGCAUAAUCCAGAAGGAGCAGGACAUCAAGGAACUCGAGUUAACCAUUGCGGAGUAUUCCUCAAUCAUAGAGACACUGAGAGCUGAAAAAAAUAAACUGCUGGAGAACAUCCAACACAUGCAGCAAGAGCUGAUCUCGCAUGGGUUGAGUUUACCAUUGUUGUAUAAAUUUAACAGCAAUAUUCCUGAAGGGACAAGCACACUGCACUGUGAACUGGAGCUUGCAGAGUCUUCUGAGAUUAUCAGGACCGAACGGGCAUCCCUGGACGAAACACUGGAUCGUGAAGUGCAGCUUUUGCUUCAGGGGUCUGAAUAUGCAGGAGAAAAAUUCAAGACCAUCAUGAAAAACCUGGUCAGUAGCAAAGCUAACUGGCAAGAGGAAAUCUCUGAAGCAGAGGAGCUUGUCAUGGUUUCAUUAGAAUGGGUAGAAGAUCCUGAUGAGGACAUGCAACAGGCCUGGGAAAGAAAACUUGUGGUCCUCAAGCAAGAACUAGGGGAAAAAAGACACCUUUGGACCCAGAAACUCCAGCUUUUGGAAAAAUGCAAUGAGUCCUUAGAGGAGGAUUUUAUUCGAGUGGCAGACAACCUAAGGAGAACCAAGACAGAAGAACUUCACCUAAGGAAAAAGCUCUCUGCUAGCCAGCGCAAGGUAGAAACUGCCAAACAGCUACUAGAAGAAACUUUGGCAGGUGGCCAGGCAGAAGACCUGUGUUUAGAGCUGCAAAAAGCCAGCAAGCAGCUGGAGGAUAUCAGCGAGCACGCGGAGGAUCAAGCUGAAGCAUUUCACUCUGCUCAUGAAGAAGCAGCAUCCUUGAAGAUCAAGUUGGAGGAAGCCAUUUCUGAGAAGCAGAAGCUCAGGGAUGUGAAUGCUGCUUUAGAAAGCACUUGCCAAUUGCUUCAGGAGAAGGUGGAAGACCACAAAACAACUGCUAAUGCCCUGAGAUGGGAACUGCUGCAGAGGCGUCUCUGUGAAUUGCUGUGCCAGUGCUGUGCAGAGUCAGAGUCUGACUGCGCUCUGCUGCCCACGGUAGCUGCACACGUAAAAGGGAAGCAGCUCCACUGCUCCAAAAGACCAUGGAAUGAAGGACCCACCUCGUACUCUGACUUUCCCUGGGCACUGCCCUUGGGUGCUUCACGCUGGCACAACUCCCCUUUGCUAGAUGCUCUGACCUUGGAGACCUCCUGCCCAAAUAACCCUCCUGGGCACAGCUGGGACCAGCCUUGCAGGCAGAGCUCUGGCAGCUGCACCUUGGAGAGGCAUGAUGUUGGACAUGUGUCCAGCUCAGAUGUGACCUCAGGAGGAUGCAGGUGGAAAAUAUGCUCUGCUGAUGACUACACUGAUGCAGACCUUCCUGUUUCCAUUACAAUGAUGGACUCUUCACUUGCUGAGAUUGACCAUGAGGAGUCAACACCACCAGCCAUGCUGAUUGCAUCCAGUGAUCACUUACCAUCAGCCCAAGAAGCUCUUGCAUCCUCAGUGGAAAGCACAGCACUGGUACCAGGCUGCCUUGCUAUGGAGGAAAGCUCCUCCAAGGGCUUACAUGAGAGAGGGGAAGAUGUGCCAACUUCUGUGGCAGUGGAGACAAGCAGCAGUAAGGAGCCAGCUGCUCCCAUGGCAGGACCAAGUCAGAUCACAAGGGAAUCCUCCCUGGCCACGGAAGAACACAAGCCUGUGUUUCAAAAUGUUUUGAAGCAAGACCUGGAAGCGGACCAGGAAAAGAAAAAUAACAAAGAGCGGAGUGAGGAAGCACUAGCUGUGGUUCCCAGCAGGAAAGGGAGUUCACCCACUGCAGGUGGCGUUAAAGGAGAUAAAACCAAGCAAAAUGAUCCUGACUCCCCAAAUGAGAAGGAAGUGGAGGCUGAAUUUCUGAGGCUGUCUUUAGGUUUUAAGUGUGACUUGUUUACCUUGGACAAAAGAGUGAAGCUUGAAGAGAGGUCCCGAGACCUGGCUGAAGAAAACUUGAAAAAGGAGAUCACAAAUGCUGUGAAUAUGUUAGAGGCUUUAGUUCCUUUGUGUGAAGAAGAUAACCAGGCACAGGAGAUCAUUAAGAAGCUGCAGAAAAGCCUGCAGUUCCUUAGCCAAUACGCAGCUCGAGUUGCCAGCAGAGCAGAGAUGUUGGGAGCUAUUAAUCAGGAGAGCCGGGUGAGCAAGGCUGUGGAGGUGAUGAUCCAGCACGUGGAGAACCUGAAGCGCAUGUACGCCAAAGAGCACGCCGAGCUCGAGGAGCUCAAGCAGGUCCUGCUCCAGAAUGAGAGGUCCUUCAGCUCCCUUGGAGACAGAGAUGAAUCUAUGAAUAAGAAGCUACCAGGUCCUUUUAACUUUAAGCCCUCGUCAGCCCUGAGGAGAGUUAGCAUUGCAACAGUGCCCAGGAGCGCUGGGAUUGCAGGGAUUGGGGUGCCACUGGCACAGUUCCAUGAACCUGAUGGGGAUGAACGGAGUGACAGAUUCAGCAGGCGAUCAAGCAGUUGGGGCAGGCUAGGAGUGAAGCAGAAUGAGAAGCGCCCUUCACUGCAGAGGUUCCUCAGCACCUAUUCCUGGGCAGAGUAUGAAGAGGAGCCUUUUGAAACCAAGAAUGAGCAGUUGGAAUCACCUGCUGAAGUACAGGAACAACCAACUAGGAAGGAAAGUGUCUCUGAAAAAGGAAAACACCCACCCAAAUGGACCCUGGAGUCAAUGUACAAUUCGAUGUCAGCGCGGGCGUCCCACCUCAAGGCUUCCUUCUGCAACGCCAACAAAACCCUCUGGGCGUCCAUGUCCAUCCUGGUCCUGCUGGCUGCUCUCACCAGCUUCCUGGUGGGGCUGUCCCUGCAGAGGCCAGCAGAUGCAGCCCCUGUGUGCAGUGGGAAUGCCUGGAGGACGCUGCAGCAGCUGCUGUGGCCCUACAUAAGACUGCGGCACUUCGGCCCUCCCCCGAUGUAACCCCGGCUCUGCUGCCGGGGCUGUGCUCUGCAGGACAGGAGCUGAAGCUGGCCUUAUUUAAGGUUACUUGUCUGGGUUUGUUUUGUUGGGUUGUGGGUAUUUUUGGGGGGACAGAUCAAGUUUUUUUCUUUAAAGCAUGACUUGAAAUGAAAAAAAAAAAUUCCUAUUCUGACAAAAGUCAUCUUUAAAAGUAGCUAAAAGGAUCUCAGCUCUACUGAGGUUUACAAAAGAACAGCAAUUUUGAACGUAACUAACAAUAAACAUGUCUAGGUGGUCUGGCCACAAUUGAAUAAAGAAUUUAUUUUGCUUGAACAAAGAUAAAAUGUUUGCAUUUCAGAACCUGUUUCAGUGUUUUGAAUAGAAAAGGAUUUAAGACUUGAAAUGUAACUUUAUUGAAAGCUUUUGAUAAUAAAGUUUUGAAGGAAAGCAUGCAGUAGUAUCUAAGAGUAUGCUAAGACUCUGGUAGCGAGGAGCAGCUGAUACACAGAAUCAAUGAACAGGCAGCCAGCUCUUUCCACUUUAUCCAUGGCUUCAUUGCUGGCAGAAUCCUUGACCAUAUGGUAGAGUGUGGAGUGAAAUUCAGACUCUUCUUCCAGCUCUUCUGAAAAAGCUUCACUGGUUUCAGUGAGCUUGAGGUGUUGCACUUUCUCACCAUUGAACAUCAGCAGAGACCAGUGGUUGCCUUUGGCAGAACCUGCCGUGAGAUGUUCACUCACCUAUUGCAGGAAGAAAGGCACUGAGGUGAAGCCUGUGCCAUUGUCAGAGCACAAAUUCCAAUAUUUGUGUGUCCCAUGCAUUUAACCUGAGAGUGAGACAGCCACUGCAGCUCUCACAGUGGGCUGUGCUGCCUUUGUCCAGCCACACAUGGGAGUGUUUGUCUGGCUGGGAGAAGUUUUAACCAUGUGUUUUAGUUCACAGGUGGAGACAAACCAACAGAGAGGUUGCUCAUUGCCUGCUUUGCAGCAGGGAGCAAGAGAAACCCUCCAGGCAGGAACAAAGUCCCAGCUGUUCUUUAAAAAGCUGGCAGAGCAGAUAGCUGAUUUUCAAGGGGCCUCUGGAGAGCAUGAAGCUCUGUCACCCCAGCUCUGGCUAAAGCCUCCCUUGGGGACUUUUCAGUUCCAUUUGCCUUAGCAAGUGUCUUUGUUGCUGAGCCUUGUGUCCCCUGAGAGCUCUCAGGUGCAGCCUGUGACACUGAACUGAGGCAGGGGCUGAAGCCACCACGGGUGAGUUAAUUGUUUCUAACUGGGGAUGGGGUCAGUGCCAGCCUGCCCUGGAAGUCUGGGACUCCACAAACCUUGAACACAACUUGCUCUGGCCCUGCUUCUCCAUUCCACUUGCUGUGAGCAAAAGCAAAAGCAGCUGAGAGCAGAGCCAUCUGUCCAUAGGCCUUCCCUUCUGCCAGGGCAGCCUGCAGGGCACGAUACAAAUCAGACAAACACAUCUCUCCAUCUCCCUGUGCUGCAGCAGUGCCAGAGCCUGCUUUACUCAGCCCUGCCUCUGCUGGCAGCACAGCAGCUCCCAGGGCAGCAAAGGGUGACCUGAGGGAAAAACAGGGAAAAGCCACCAGGAACUCCUCUGUCACUCACCUUCCUGGGCACAGGGACAUACUUGGGAGAGUACUCUGCUGGGAAAAUGUUCACUCCAGCUCUUUUCAAAGCUGCUCUGAGGGCAAGAGGACUCAUCCAUUUCCCUGUGAUGUGGGAAAGCACCUCCUCCUCUUCCACCACUACUGAAGACAACAUACACUGAUUAUCCUGUUGUACAAACCAGUGAAAGCAACUUAUGGUCAUGGAAGCUCCUUUCUGGUUUAGGCUUCAAAUAUUGAUAUUUUUGCUCUGCUGGGUAUUACCCACAUCAUCUGCUACUCUGGGCUGUGACCUUUCAGCCAGCCUUGUGUAGGAAUCAGAAAUUACACUGGUGUACUGAUUUAUACACCAAUGAACAGAUGGGUAAUCAUGAGUAGCUUGAACUUGGGGAAGAAACAAGGAGCAUGAGUAGUGGGCUGCUAGAACUCCCUGUAUUUCUCUUGGUAGAGCUGGGAGGAGAGGGGAACACUUUUCAGCUCUCUAACAGGUGCAACAGGCUUGAAUGCAGCAAGGCAAAACCAGCAGCAAAGCACUGACUGAAACUUUCCAGAGCAAAUGCACAUUUCUGCUAUGUGAAAUGUACUAUUUCUCAUAGUAAAUAACUGAAAUUAAAUAACCAGUGCAGUGCUUGGAAAGGAAGAGAGAUUCAAAUUACUCUUGUAGAAGCAUCCCAAAUUCUUAAUCAGGGACAAUAAUUAUGGGGCUUUUUAUCUGCAAAUGUUUGAUUAAAAAAUUACUGACAGUACCUUAAUUUGUAUCUGAAUAGUUGCAAAGACUGCAGUAACUGUGAAGAGUCCUUCAUCCACACCAGUAGGGUGCAAUUCCCAGGCCUGAUAGGGCAGGUUCAGGUGAGCAUCCUGGAGAAGGGCUACUGUAUAAAAGUCACCCAUGCUAAAGGUGAUGCUCUUUUCUUCUGCUUCAUAGGUUAUCUUGCUGAUGCCAUCAGUUCUCCACCAUUGGCCUGGACAAAGAGGAUGGAAAGAUGUACAUGGAAGGCUUCUGGCAGUAAUGCUGAAGUAAAACAAACCAAAGAAGUAGUAUAAAAAGAAAAUGUAAAAUCCCCAAAUCAAUUAACAUUCAAAUCCCCAAACUAUUUCUGGGCUCCAAACUGGCCCUUAUCUUUACAGCUGGAUUGUAACAAGAGUCCAACUCAGGUAUAAAUUCCACUAUUCAAAUUUGAAAUAAAUUUUUGUUUUAAGUUCA
Messenger RNA from Agelaius phoeniceus (red-winged blackbird), 7193 nucleotides. It is a transcript of the gene IRAG2, whose product is annotated as inositol 1,4,5-triphosphate receptor associated 2. NCBI's taxonomy places the organism in Eukaryota, Metazoa, Chordata, Aves, Passeriformes, Icteridae. The record is from RefSeq and is a predicted model, not a curated record. Gene Ontology annotation, cellular component: endoplasmic reticulum membrane.